Messenger RNA from Paramecium tetraurelia, 717 nucleotides. RefSeq lists its product as uncharacterized. The transcript is spliced from 2 exons. The record is from RefSeq and is a predicted model, not a curated record. NCBI's taxonomy places the organism in Eukaryota, Ciliophora, Oligohymenophorea, Peniculida, Parameciidae.
AUGAAUCAAUCUCUUAUUUAAAUUAGGCAAUAAAGAAGAAUUUUGCCAAACAAUAAGAAAUAUACAAAACCAUUACCCUCAUUUGGAUCUAAGCGCAAUGCUACUCUUAUAUAUGAUAGAUCAGUACUAACUAAUGAAAGAAUAAACAAAAAUCUAAGAAUUGAGAAGAAUAUAUUUGGUGAGUCAAGUUGUCAUUGUGAUUCCUGUGGUAAACGAUCGACUCUAAUGAAGAAGAUAUUUCAGUUAUAUUAAUUUCCUCAAACAAAGUAUCAUAUUACUCUAAAAAAAUAGCUAAUGGAGAAAGUAAAAAUAAAUUCGCCGAUUCAGAAGACUUAUCCAUUAUACAGAAUUGUGAAAAGAAUCAAAACAAAAAAGAAAUUCACUAUUAAAAAGGUGCUAACUAAAUAAACUAUCAAUGAACAACAAUAAUAAAAACCAUCAACUAUUUAGAGUGCAAUUUUAGAACUGAAACAGAUUAUUAGAGUAGAUUCCACUUAAUAAUCAAAGAGGAAUAAGCCAAAAAGCAAAGAUUCUAAAAAUUCAUACACUUCGUUACUUAAAGGAAGAAGGAAUUUAAGAUAAUUAUUUUUUAUUCCCUAAUUAGAGAGUCCAAUCAAAUAAUUUAUUAUUAAAAAUUCGAAACCAAAUACUGUUCAUCACUCUCCAAUGUAAUCAUUGUACGAUUUCAAAAUUUCCUCCUCUUUUAGAGGAUUGUGA